This is a messenger RNA of Poeciliopsis prolifica (blackstripe livebearer), 2031 nucleotides long. Its product is annotated as gastrula zinc finger protein XlCGF57.1-like. The transcript is spliced from 3 exons. Gene Ontology annotation, biological process: regulation of transcription by RNA polymerase II. Gene Ontology annotation, molecular function: DNA-binding transcription activator activity, RNA polymerase II-specific; RNA polymerase II cis-regulatory region sequence-specific DNA binding. The record is from RefSeq and is a predicted model, not a curated record. Bases 105 to 1808 code for a protein of 567 amino acids. Lineage: Eukaryota; Metazoa; Chordata; Actinopteri; Cyprinodontiformes; Poeciliidae. Gene Ontology annotation, cellular component: nucleus.
UCCACCGGAUGUCGAUGUCGGAUGUGUGAGCCUUUCGGUUCUCGGUCUAAUACAGUUUCCCAUUUCAGCAAGAACAUCAGAGGCGUGAGAGGACAAAGGUUAAGAUGGAAAGCUACAGGUCUGGAAGACAAUGGAGCCACGCUGUGAAGGAAGAGAGUGAAGAAGAGCAGCAGCCGUUGGUGAUUAAAGAAGAGGUUCCUGAUCUGAGCUGCUCCAGUUUUGACCAGCAGAGCCGCAGACCUCCUUUACUGGUGCUAAACAAACUUCAGUCUGGGAGAAAAGGAAAUCAGCAACUGUGGGUGGUUAAAGAAGAGGUUCCUGAUCUCAGUAUUUCCAGUUUGGACCAGCAGAACUUCACAUGUUACCAGGUGAAGAAGGAAGAGGAGGAGGAACAGUGGAUCAGUCAGGAGGUGGAGCAGUUCACUGUGAAGAAAGAAUAUGAAGAGAAACCUCAAUUGUCAAAAGUGAAUCGCAUCAAAAGUGAAGACAGCAGAGAGACAGAAGCUCCAACCAGCAGCUCAGCUGAACAGAUGAAAACAGAACCUGAUGGAGAGAUCAGUGGAGGACCAGAACCCGACAGAGAACCAGAUCCAAGUACUAAUUCACAGCCAAACAUUGAAGAAAGGCAUUUAGUUUCUUUUGAGACUGAAGUCAGUGACGACAAUCUAUCAGAUUCUGGAUCUGAAAAUGAAGACAGUGAUGAAGAUUGGAGGGAACCCAGAACACGUCAGUCAGGUGUAAAGAGUAAAGCUGGAUGUAAAGCUGCCGAAAAAGACUUCAGCUGCACUGACCACUUUAAACAGUUUGUGAGGAAGCAGAUGUUCCAGAAACAUAUAGCAGUUCAUUCAGGAGGAAAGUCUUCCAGCUGUUCAGUUGAGAAGAAUCACUCUAAAGGGAAGAAAGAUGUUGAAUCACAGAUGGGACUUGAAACAGACAGAAAAUCCUUUUCUUGUGAUGAUUGUGGUAAAACAUUUCAGAAACUCGGUGCUCUUAAGUGUCAUGUGAGAAUCUACCGCUGUGAAAAAUCAAUUGUUUGUGAAGAUUGCGGUAAAAUCUUUCACAGUCGAUGUCAUUUGAAAACUCACCAUAGACCCCACUCAGGAGAAAGACCCUUUGUCUGUGAUAAAUGUGGUAAAAGGUUUAGCCGGAAGCCUGGCCUUCAAGUUCACAUGACUUGCCACACGGGAGAGAAACCAUUUCAGUGUGAGGUAUGUGAUAAGAAGUUCACCUCAAAUGGAUCUCUGACGGCCCACAUGACCAUCCAUAAAGGGGAAAAACCAUUUAGGUGCAGCGACUGUGGCAGAUGUUUCAGACUUAAGGAUGUUCUAAAAAGCCACAUGAUAACCCACUCAAAUGUAAAACCGUUUGUCUGUGGGUAUUGUGGCGCUAGUUUUACUCGGAAACAAAGUUUGCUUCUGCAUGUUAGACUCCACACUGGAGAGAAUCAAUUGUCAUGUGACCAAUGUGAUAAAAAGUUUGUCCUUAAGAGUCGCCUUCUGAAACACAUGCAAAUUCAUCAGAAGGAGGAGAAAGUGGUGACCGGGAAGGGAAACUUUGCUUGCGAGGAAUGUGGUAGAAGGUUUGUCCAGAAGCGGUAUUUAAAAAGUCACAUGCUCAUGCACACAGGGGAGAAACCGUUCAGUUGCGAUCUGUGCUUGAAGUUGUUUACGCGAGCGGAAAAUCUGAGGAAUCACAAACUGAGGAUUCACGGUAAACAGAGAUUUCGUACAGAGAAUUCGUUUGGGAAGACGUUCUGUGCCAAUGCCACUGCGGUUCAGAUUAUUUUGCUUCCCUUUGAUCAGGAUUAGCUUUAACGUUUUGAGUUUGACAUGAUAUCUUUGCUUCGUCGUAAGUGUCUGGUAUUAGAAAAUAAUGGGGAAAACGGCCUGCGCUCUGUGAUAAAAUGAUUUUGGCAGCUCACUGUGGGUCUGGAUAUUUCUGCCCAAGCAUAAAGUGAAUUUCUUUUUUUAUUGUGUUCAUUAUUUCUAUUUUUAACAAGUGCAUAUAAAUAAAUGUAUUGUUUCAGUAAAG